Molecule: messenger RNA, 324 nt
Organism: Mizuhopecten yessoensis (Yesso scallop)
Lineage: Eukaryota; Metazoa; Mollusca; Bivalvia; Pectinida; Pectinidae
Exons: 4
Coding region: 1-324 (107 amino acids)
Source: RefSeq, a predicted model, not a curated record
AUGUCGGAUAAUGUCUUGUUGGAUUACAUGGCAAUAUGUGUAAUCAGACCUGUCCAGCCAACUGUAAAAACACCACAUGUUCCCAGGACAACGGUUUCUGUACUACAGGAUGUGAUUCAGGAUACCAUGGCACCAUGUGUCAACAACCGUGUCCAAUCAAUUGCAAAGACAAUAUGUGCACCAAGGAUACUAGUAUCUGUGAAGAAUGUGUUGGUGGGUUCCAUGGUAAUAUGUGUAAUCAGACCUGUCCAGCCAACUGUAAAUACAACACAUGUUCCCAGGACAACGGUUUCUGUACUACAGGUAUAUCAUAAUAUUGAUUAA